AUGGCUCAGGGCUGGCAAGACUGCCCAGCCCUGGGCCCUGGCUGGAAGCGUCAUGUGUCCUUUCGAAAGUCAGGGGCUUCUUGUGGACUCUCAGACAUCUGUUAUCGGAGUCCCACAGGAGUCAAGAUUCGAAGCAAGGUAGAGCUGACUCGAUACCUAGACCCUGCCUGUGAUCUCACCCUCUUUGACUUCAGACAAGGCGUCUUGUGCUACCCGGCUCCCAAGACCCAUCCCUUGCCUGUCCCCAGCACGAAGAAAAAGAAGCCUUCUAAACCAGCCAAGGUUAAGAAGCGUCAGGGUGUGCAGAAGAGGAAGGCGACCCUGCGGGCUGAGAGUAAGGCUGGCACUGGCACAGCUCCAACUUCAUUUCCAGUACCUGGCCGCUGUGAGAACUGUGGAAUCCACUACCCAUGGAAGAGGCUCAAGAUACUAUGCGUAUGCGAAGACUGCCGGAGAAUUGCCUUCAACCGAGAACAGAGAAUGUAUAAGAGAGUUGGCUCUGGAGAGUGUACAGCUUGCCUGCUGAAAGAAGACUGUAGGGCUUGCUCCGUCUCCCGCCUGCAGCUGCCCCAUGAUGUGGCCUCAGGCCUCUGCUGCAAGAGUGAGCGGAGACUUUGCCUCAGGAUUGUGGAGAAGAGCCCAGGGUGUGGAGUAUGUCGGGGUUGUCAGAACCAAGAGGACUGUGGCCUUUGCCCAUUUUGCGUUUGCCCUCCCCGCCCUGGUCUGAAGCGCCAGUGGAGGUGUCUGCAGCGCCGCUGCUUGUGGGGUAAACGUGAUCAUCAUAAGAGUAGCUCGAAGGUGGCUGCCCAGCGUCACUCCCAGGCUCAGCCAUUGCCUCCACAUCCUGCACCGCGGCACCCAGAGCCCACAGAAAUGCACAUCAGCGGCCUAGCGCCCACAUCACCUAUUAAAAAUAUUCAUUAA
Molecule: messenger RNA, 924 nt
Organism: Arvicola amphibius (Eurasian water vole)
Lineage: Eukaryota; Metazoa; Chordata; Mammalia; Rodentia; Cricetidae
Product: methyl-CpG-binding domain protein 1-like
Molecular function (GO): DNA binding; zinc ion binding
Source: RefSeq, a predicted model, not a curated record